Magnolia sinica is the source of this 1116-nucleotide messenger RNA. Its product is annotated as probable inactive ATP-dependent zinc metalloprotease FTSHI 3, chloroplastic. Gene Ontology annotation, molecular function: ATP-dependent peptidase activity; ATP hydrolysis activity; ATP binding. NCBI's taxonomy places the organism in Eukaryota, Viridiplantae, Streptophyta, Magnoliopsida, Magnoliales, Magnoliaceae. The transcript has 3 exons. Bases 155 to 634 code for a protein of 159 amino acids. Gene Ontology annotation, cellular component: chloroplast thylakoid. The record is from RefSeq and is a predicted model, not a curated record. Gene Ontology annotation, biological process: proteolysis.
UUGAUGCUGUGGGAGGAAAGCAUGGUAGAAGUUUCAAUGAUGAACGAGACCAAACAUUAAACCAGGCAAUUCUUAACCUUCUACUGUUGAUGCACCACCAUUUUUUUUUUGGAACAUGUUUGAGAUCCAGACCAUUCAUUAGUUGCUGACAGAAAUGGAUGGAUUUGAGUCAGACGUGAAGGUGGUUGUUAUUGCAGCAACAAAUCGACCCGAAGCAUUAGAUCCAGCUCUCUGCCGGCCCAGCUGCUUCUCUAGGAAGGUGUUUGCAGGAGAACCAGAUGCAGAUGGAAGGAAAAAGAUUUUGGCUAUACAUUUUAGGGGAGUUCCAUUAGAAGAAGACCCACAACUUAUUUGCAAUUUGGUUGCAUCUCUCACCCCAGGCUUUGUAGGUGCUGAUCUAGCAAACAUCGUCAAUGAAGCGGCUUUGCUCGCUGCUCUCAGAGGUGGUGUGAAGGUAAAUCGGGAAGAUGUUAUGGUGGCAAUAGAAAGAGCGAAGUUCGAGAACAAUGAUAAGCAAUUGACUCCGAGUACUAUCGGCAAGGAGCUCGGGAGACUGUUUUAUUGGAUGCCAUCUUCCAUCAGAAGUAAUGACCCAAGAGCGGAUGGCUUGGAAGGCUACCAGACAUUGAGCUGAUGUUACUACUGACCAUGAGGUAUGUUCUCCAGUGCUUCUAUAUGUACAAUCUGCCUCGAAUGGAAUGUGUCAAAUGCAACUAGUUGUAGAUGAGAAAACCAUAGCUGCUUGUUGGGCCACCAUUAAUGCAGGGGCAUUUCACACCAGGCUCGAGUGGGGUAGCCCGUGGGAUGCGGGGACACACUCGGGGUGGGUGGCCCAUGUGAUUUGGGGCCCACGAGCCCACGAGGGGGGUUCGGCUGAGGUCCUAACCCAUGAGAUGUGGGGCCUAUGCUAUGAGAUAAAGGGAUUAAUUCUCCAUGCUCUAACAGUUCGAGCUUUUAGAGCAAGUGGUUAAUUGUCCUGCAUUAAAUUUGGUAUCAGAGCGGGAGGUCUCGUGUUCGAGACUCCUCACCGGGGGUGAUUAAUGCAGGGGCAUUUCACACCGGGCUCAAGUGGGGUAGCCUGUGGGAUGCGGGGACACACUUGGGGUGGACAGCCCA